Messenger RNA from Chelmon rostratus (copperband butterflyfish), 5349 nucleotides. Its product is annotated as lactase-phlorizin hydrolase-like. The transcript is spliced from 14 exons. Gene Ontology annotation, molecular function: hydrolase activity, hydrolyzing O-glycosyl compounds. Bases 1 to 5349 code for a protein of 1782 amino acids. NCBI's taxonomy places the organism in Eukaryota, Metazoa, Chordata, Actinopteri, Chaetodontiformes, Chaetodontidae. The record is from RefSeq and is a predicted model, not a curated record. Gene Ontology annotation, biological process: carbohydrate metabolic process.
AUGUUUCUUGCAGGUCCCUUGACCAAUGAACAGGUAAAGAGCCUGGAUGGCAAACCCUCUGAAGGAGCAGUGGAUACCUUUGACUGCAGUCAUCCCAUACCUCAAGGCUCUAGACAGUACUUUGAGUACCUCCAGAGCAGAGGGGUGACCCACUUCAAAGUGCCGCUGUCAUGGGCUCAUCUCCUACCUUCAGGCCUCUCGAGCCAGUCCAAGCAGGCUGUGGUUACCUGUUACCAGACCCUGCUGAAACAGCUGCUGGAGGUGGGCCUUCAGCCUCUGGUCAUCCUUCAUGGAUCCACGGUGCCAGACACUCUGAAAUUAAGGUAUGGAGGCUGGGAGAGCCAGGAGCUGGUAGAGAUGUUUAAGCAGUAUGCUGAGUUUGUGUUUGGAGAGUUUGGAGAGCUGGCAGACUCCUGGCUGACAUUGAGCAGCUUGGAUGAGCUGAGGGAUGCUGAGCUGCAAAACGCUGUUGAUGCACACAUCAGUGUCUACCACCGUUACCACCAGCUGUUUCCUAGCAGAGUGCUGAGCAAUGGAGACUACAGUGUUCUUGGACUUGACAUGGAAGACAUGUUGCAUCAAGCUGACACUCUCCCAAAAAGUGACAAUAACAGAAACAAUCUUCAAACAUCAUCAUGUUCUACGACCUACUGCAAAACUUGGAGUGAUGUUGCCUCUGUGACCUCAUCUGAGCGAGAUGCCUUCCUGGAGGAGUCCUUUCCUGUUGACUUCCAAUGGGCCACCUCCAGUGAGUCCUUCAAGGUUGAAGGAGGCUGGUUAGAAGGUGGGAAAGGACAGACCAUCUGGGACCAUUUUGGUCAUGAACACAAGGUUUUUGACAAUCAGACAGCUGAUGUAGCUUGUGACAGUUUCCACAAGGUGGAUUAUGAUGUCUACCUCCUGCGAGGUCUUAACGUCAGCACCUUCCAGUUUUCUAUCUCCUGGGCCCGUAUUUUCCCCUCAGGCCACUGGGGCAGCCACUUGGAGGAAGGUGCUCUCUACUAUGACAAGUUAAUCAAUGCCCUCAUUGAGUCUGGCAUACAACCUGUUGUCACUCUCUACCAUUGGGAUCUGCCCCAGGCACUCCAGGACUAUGGUGGAUGGAGGAAUGCUUCCAUUAUUGAAGCCUUCAUGGACUAUGCAGAUUUCUGCUUCUCCAGGUUUGGAGACAGGGUCAAGAUCUGGAACACAUUCAGUAGCCCAUGGGUGGUGAGCCAUGCUGGGUAUGGCACUGGUGAGCACCCACCUGGAGACAAAGACUAUGUGGACGCUGCCUAUCAGGUCACUCACAAUAUACUCAAGGCCCAUGCUGAAGCCUGGCAUCUCUAUAAUGAUAAGUACAGGAAGACACAAGGAGGGAAAGUUGGCAUUGCAUUAAACUCUGACUGGGCUGAGCCUAUGGACCCCUCCAGACCUGAAGACAUAGAAGCUGCAGAUCGCUACCUGCAGUUCAUGUUGGGCUGGUUUGCACAUCCCAUAUUUGUGGACGGAGACUAUCCUGCAACAUUAAAGACUCAGGUAGAAGAGAAAAUAAAUGAGUGCCCCCACUCUAAGCCUGCAAGACUCCCAGUUUUCACUCCUAAAGAGAGCCAGAGGAUACGUGGAACAGCUGACUUUUUCGGAUUAAACCACUAUACCUCCCGGUUGAUCAACAACAGUGAUGGUGGCUGCAUCCCUGGUCCUCAGGGGGUCGGUGACUUCCAGGCACACGUGGACCCUUCAUGGCCAUCGACAGCUUCUGACUGGAUCUAUUCUGCACCUUGGGGUCUGAGAAGGCUUCUAAACUACAUUUCUACAGAAUACCUGAAGGCUACCAAAGUGCCCAUCCAUAUAACUGGGAAUGGUAUGCCUACUGAGUACAGUGGGGAGACUCUCAAUGACACCAGUCGAAUAGAGUACAUGAAGAGUUACAUCAAUGAGGCCCUGAAAGCUAUACAUUUGGAUGGAGUAAAUGUGCAGCGGUUUACUGUCCAGUCACUCAUGGAUGGCUUUGAAGGCCCACAAGGAUACAGUGAACGUUUUGGAUUGCACUAUGUCAACUUUGACCUGCCUGACAGACCCAGGACUCCAAAGCAGUCUGCCUACUUUUACUCCAAAGUUAUUGAGAAAAAUGGUUUUGCCCCCAACAACCUGUUAUUUCAUGUACCAGAAGUGAAAAACACAGAGUCAAAUAAACUUUUAUCAAUCCCACCUUCUACAGUCCCAUCCCAAGCCAGGGUUGUUUGGAGGAAAUUCUCCAGCCAAUCCAAUUUUCAGAGAAAACUCUUCCACUACGGUACUUUCCCGCAAGGAUUCAGCUGGGGAGUAUCGUCUUCAGCUUACCAGAUUGAAGGUGGCUGGAAUGCUGAUGGGAAGGGGCCCAGUGUUUGGGACACAUUCACCCACAAACCUGGAAGUAUUCCUGCUAAUGCAAAUGGAGAUGUGGCCUGUGACAGCUAUCACAGACUUGAAGAGGACCUCUACAUGCUUCGAGCUCUGAGGGUGAAGUCAUACAGAUUCUCUUUGUCUUGGUCCAGGAUCUUUCCUGAUGGUCAUCGCACCUCCCUGAACUGGAAGGGUGUUAACUACUACAACCGACUCAUUGAUGGUCUCAUAGCAUAUAACAUCACUCCCAUGGUGACACUCUACCACUGGGAUCUCCCUCAAGCUUUACAAGACCUUGGUGGCUGGGACAAUGUAAACAUGACUGAAACUUUUAAUGACUUUUGUGACUUUUGCUUUGCCACCUUUGGAGACAGAGUGAAAUUUUGGAUGACCUUUAACCAGCCUCACACAAUUGCAUGGUCAGGAUAUGGACUUGGACAGAUCCCCCCAAAUGUUAAGAACCCAGGAACUGCACCAUACAGAGUUGCACACAACCUUAUAAAAGCACACGCUAAGGCUUACCACACAUAUGAUGAUAAAUAUCGCAAAUCCCAAGGUGGUCUGGUAUCCAUUGCUCUCAAUGCUGAUUGGGUUGAACCUAAAGAUGUUAAUGUUCCCCGUGAAGUGGUGGCUGCUGACCGUGCUCUGCAGUUCCAACUGGGUUGGUUUGCACACCCCAUUUUCAAGAAUGGUGACUAUCCUGAUGCAAUGAAGUGGCAAGUUGGAAACAAAAGUGAGCUCCAAGGUCUUUCAUGGUCAAGACUACCUUCCUUCACUGAAGAAGAAAAGAGCCACAUUAAGGGAACUGCUGACUUCUUCUGUGUAAAUCAUUACACUACAAAGAUAGUAAGCCAUGUUACAGCUCGGCUUAACCCUCAAUCUUAUAAAUAUGACCAGGACUUGUCAGAAGCAGAAGAAGGAGAUUCACCAACUACUGCCAUCAGUAACCAGAGAGCUGUUGCAUGGGGUUUGAGAAGACUUCUCAACUGGAUCAAAGAGGAGUAUGGAGAUCCAGAGAUUUACAUUACUGAGAAUGGAGUAGCUACAGACAUGAAGACCACAGUUGAUGACACGGACCGAGUAUUCUACCACAAAACCUAUGUUGAUGAGGCUUUAAAGGCUCAUAAUCUUGAUGGUGUGAAGGUGAAAGGAUACAUAGCCACAUCUCUCAUGGAUUCUUUUGAGUGGCUCAAUGGGUACAAAGUAGGAUUUGGGCUGCACCAUGUAGACUUCACUAACUCCAACCAACCAAGGUCACCCAAACGCUCUGCUCACUAUUAUUACCAAGUCAUGAAGGACAAUGGCUUCCCAUUACCAGAUGACGAGAAAAUACUUUAUGGACUCUUUCCCAAAACUUUUAACUGGAGUACUGCCAGUGCCUCAUACCAGAUUGAAGGGAGCUGGAGAGCUCAUGGAAAGGGAUUGAGUAUCUGGGACAAGUUUGCCCAUACUCCUUUGAAGACGAGCAACAGUGACAAUGCCGAUAUUGCUUGUGAUAGUUACAACAAGAUUGACGAGGACGUGGAGGUGCUGAAGAAGCUGAAGGUGACCCACUACCGCUUCUCUGUAUCCUGGCCCAGAGUGCUUCCUGAUGGCACCAACAACCACAUAAAUGAAGCUGGACUGGACUACUACCAUAGAUUACUGGAUGCUUUGGAAGCUGCUAACAUUCAGCCCCAGGUGACCCUGUACCACUGGGACCUCCCACUGGAACUACACAAAGUGGGGGGCUGGUUGAAUGAAACCAUUGUCCAAAGAUUCAGAGAUUAUGCCGAUGUGUUAUUCAGCCGACUUGGAAACAGAGUGAAGUUCUGGAUCACUCUAAAUGAACCCUACAUUGUGGCCAACCUUGGCUAUGGAUAUGGUACCUUUGCUCCAGGCAUUGUGGGUAAGCAGUAUAUUGCAGCUCACAACCUGAUCAAGGCCCAUGCUGAGGCCUGGCACCUCUACAAUGAAAAGUACCGAGCAACACAGGACGGCCUCAUCUCAAUUACCAUUAAUUCUGAUUGGGUGGAGCCAAGGAACCCUCACAAGCAAGAAGACGUGGAUGCAGCCCAGCGCUACCUGCAGUUCUUCAUUGGCUGGUUUGCCCAUCCGAUCUUCAACGGUGAUUAUCCUGAUUUAAUGAAAACAAUCAUUCGUAAAAGAAGCCUGGCUGCAGGUCUCCCCGAAUCACGGCUACCUGAGUUCACCCCUGAGGAAAUCAACAGGAUCAAAGGGACUCAUGAUUACUUUGGCUUCAAUCAUUACACAACAGUUCUUUCAUUCCCAGUUGAUUUGGGAAAGCAGCAGGAUUAUGAAGGUGACAGGGGCACUGGAACCACACAUGACCGCACCUGGAUUGAAUCUGGCUCCUUCUGGCUGAAGAUCACUCCUUUUGGAUUUAGGAAAAUCCUCAAGUUUAUUAAGGAUGAGUAUGGAAACCCACCCAUAUAUGUCACAGAGAAUGGGAUCUCAGAGCGAGGAGCAGUGAACUUGAAUGACAUCCACAGAUCGCACUACUAUGAGAACUACAUUAACCAGGCCCUGAAAGCCCUGGUUCUGGAUGGAGUUGAUCUGAGAGGAUAUACAGCCUGGUCACUGAUGGACAACUUUGAGUGGGCUGCUGGCUACUCUGAGCGAUUUGGACUUUUCUAUGUGAACCGCUCCGACCCCACUCUUCCUCGCAUCCCUAAAAACUCUGCUUCUCGCUACGCCACCAUCAUCACCUGCAAUGGUUUCCCAGACCCGGCCCUCGGGCCCCAUGAGUGUUUGAAGCCUGACCCUGAAGCUACAACUAUCCCCUCUGUGACCACUGCACACACAAUUGCCCCCACUCUGCCCCUGAACAUGGUGGACUUCCUGGGUCUGGAGCUUUCACCUCAUGAUGCUGAAGUUGCACUUUAUGUCAUCUUUGUAUUUCUUCUUGUAAGUGUACUUGGUAUUGUCUUUGUUGUGUACCGGCUCCUGAAAGCCAGAAGGAAGUUAAAGACAGCUGCCGAGUGA